GCAUGGCCGCAUCGGACUCGUCCCUCCCAUUUCUCCAAGCCACUUUAUUCCCUCAUUUCAACCCCCUCCAUUUCUUCUUCUCUUCCUCUCGGAGGUGAAAAUAAAUGACUGCUUUUACCUCCCUUCUUUCCCUCCCUUAUAAAACAAACUCUCUCUGCGCUCCCCACCCCCGGGCGCCCAUUUUUCUUUCUUUGAAUUCCGAUAAUUUCCCUCUAAAUUCCCUCUCUCUCGAUUGCUCGGUUGUUGUUAUUGUCCUUGGAGCUGGGGUAUGGACUGGGAAUCGGUGCCAUGCGGCCUGAGGAUGGUGGAGGAGGUUUUCCGGGACUUCAAGGGCCGGAGGGCCGGGAUCGUCAAAGCCCUUACCACCGAUGUGGAGGAUUUCCACCAGCACUGUGAACCUGAUUGUCAAUCAGAUAGGAUUUUAUGGUUCCAUCUGAAUGAUUCUUGUUGCAGAAAAGGAGAAUUUAUGCCUUUAUGGAUAUCCUGAUGAACAGUGGGAAGUUAAAAUCCCUUCAGAAGAGAUGCCUCCAGUGAUCCCAGAGCCUGCGUUGGGCAUUAACUUUGCGAGAGAUGGAAUGCAAGAGAUAGACUGGCUCUCUCUAGUCGCUGCACACAGUGAUGCAUGGUUACUUUCUGUUGCAUUUUAUUUUGGUGCUAGAUUUGGAUUUUAUCAAGAUGACAGGAAGCACCUCUAUGGCUUGAUUAACAGACUGCCUACCAUAUAUGAAGUUGUGAAUGUAAAGAACAUAGUGGAAACAACGGGUACCAAUCACAGCAGUAACAAAUCCAAGUCAAACUCUAAACUGCGUGCAUCAGAGCCCCAGGCCAAGUAUGCAAAGGGGCAGCUUAAGGAAGAAGAUGAAGGUCUGGAUGGGGAAGAUGAAGAAGAGCAUGUGGAGAUUGUUUGUUCUGCGUGUGGGGACAACUAUGCAUCAGAUGAUUUGUGGAUCUGCUGUGACAUAUGUGAGAAGUGGUUUCAUGGCAAGUGUUUUAAGUUCACCCCAGUUAGAGUUGAGCACAUCAAGCAGUACAAGUGCCCAUCAUGCGGCAACAAGAGAGCUCACUCCUCCUGAGUUUUGGUGCAAGAUUCUCUUCGUUGCAUUUUGGUGGCAAAUUUUCUGCCCAAUUCAUAGGAAAAGGUGGUUCGUCCUGUUAACUCAUAUCUCUGGCUACUUGGAUAAAGAAACUCCAGUUCUCUUCGCGGCGGCUGUGAGCAAUUCUGUGACUCUUCUUCUGCUCUGUUUCUGUGGCUACAAGGAUAAACUCUGGCUGGCUUUCUCCAUGUUGUUCCUCCUGGUGCGGACAUUCCUCUCUCUCUCUCUGAAUAUCUCUUUGGAUCUCAAUUCUGUCAGAUUACAUUUCCCUCUAUGGGUGUAGUUCUGUUAAUCCGGUUUCCAUUAUCUUUGUUGUACUGUUUUUCUCUCCUCCUCAUCUAUUCUUUGUAAAUAUCAUGUAAGCUUUGUCUUUUGGGGUAUAUUUUGGUUGGGUAAAUGACUUCUAUUCCAGUCUGUUUGGUCUCGAGGAGUCCCAUCCCCAUUCCUUAGGACGAGAAUGCCCCAAUCAUUUCAAACCUAAUCCCUACUAUUCUAUAGUAUUCAAAUUUCAUUUCGAUUUCAGUCACGAACCAAACAUAAUAAGAGAUAUGGUCAUUCUAAUUUUCAUUCCAAACCAUUCCGAUUCUGAUUUUAAUUUUGAUUUUUUCUAAAUGCGGUUUUAGUUGCUUUAAUAAAUUCUUGGUGGACUUUUCCAGUGUCCUUUCAAUUAAAAAAAACUCAUGCAAGGAUCCUCCUGUUUAAUGCUGUACGAUCUUCCAACUGGAUGUAGAAUUUUAUCUAUCUUGUAGUCAUGCUUAGAUGCUUUUUUGUAGGCAUUAUUGUUCUCCCGUGGUUUAGUGAAUGGUGUUGGCUUUUGUUGAUUCUUCCGUAACAUUCUUCCGAUGUUUAUAGUUUUGUGCGCUGAACGGUUUCAGGUUCAAUUGUCUUGGGAUCUGAGGGCCGUAUAGUAAUUUUCUAUAUGGUUUUUGUCAUUGCUUCAUGACGUGGCCUUGAUAAAUAAAGAUUGAAGAGGCAAGUUUCUUUGUUGCUGAAUUGGUCCUACUAUUUAGGAUUUAGGUGUCGGAUUCCAUAUAAAUAAUUUUAUGGCUUUGAUCACACAAGAUUAUCAAUAAGUGCCAUCAUAAUAUUUAAGCAUACUAGGAUCAUUCAAUGCAUGUCAUUGACUCAAUAAAUAGGAGAAUUUCAGAGAUGAUUCCGGUCCUAUGGAUCAAUCUAAGUUCAUGUAGUUCGGGUAGCUUAGAUUACAAGCUAUAAUAUGAUAAUUUUUAAAAAUUAUUUAUCUAAAAAAUAAU
Molecule: messenger RNA, 2347 nt
Organism: Phoenix dactylifera (date palm)
Lineage: Eukaryota; Viridiplantae; Streptophyta; Magnoliopsida; Arecales; Arecaceae
Product: PHD finger protein ALFIN-LIKE 5-like
Biological process (GO): regulation of DNA-templated transcription
Cellular component (GO): nucleus
Molecular function (GO): histone binding; transcription coregulator activity; transcription cis-regulatory region binding
Source: RefSeq, a predicted model, not a curated record